Messenger RNA from Cornus florida, 1764 nucleotides. RefSeq names its product protein FAR1-RELATED SEQUENCE 7-like. The transcript has 3 exons. Bases 1 to 1764 code for a protein of 587 amino acids. Gene Ontology annotation, molecular function: zinc ion binding. The record is from RefSeq and is a predicted model, not a curated record. NCBI's taxonomy places the organism in Eukaryota, Viridiplantae, Streptophyta, Magnoliopsida, Cornales, Cornaceae. Gene Ontology annotation, biological process: regulation of DNA-templated transcription.
AUGAAACAUUUUAGGUGUUGUCGAAUUGAAGACCAUAUGUUCUAUCACGAUGAAGAAUUAGACGAGGAAGGUCGUUUGGCAAAUUUCUUUUGGAGAGACGGGAGAUCAAAAUUUGAUUAUGAUUGUUUCGGAGAUGUUGUGGUGUUUGACACCACAUAUCGAACAAACAAAUAUAACAUGAUAUUCGCUCCAUUCGUCGGGGUCAAUCAUCACUUAAAAAAUAUUUUAUUUGGUUGUGCAUUUUUGUUAGAUGAAACUACCGAUUCAUUUGUUUGGUUAUUUGAAACUUUUUUAGAGGCAAUGGAGAAUAAAGCACCGAAGACUAUAUUUACCGAUCAGUGUCAAGCAAUGGCAAAUGCCAUUAAGAAAGUUUUUCCAAAUACUUGUCAUCGUCUUUGCUCAUGGCACAUUUCGAAGAAUGCAACUCAAAACAUUGGGAGCUUGUAUGCUAAUUAUGAGUUCAAAUGUUUGUUUAACAAAUGUCUACAUUGUGAAAAAAAGGAUGAAUUUGAAGCAACUUGGGAUGAGAUGAUUAGAAGAUUUUGUGAUGGAGGCAACAAAUGGCUUAAAACACUUUAUGGAUUAAAAGAAAAGUGGUGUCCCGCUUUUAGCCUAGACACCUUCACUCUUCGUAUUAAAUCCACUCAAAGGAGUGAAAGUAUGAAUAAUGUUUUAAAGAAGAUAUCUUGCAAGACCAUGGCCUUAAUGGAAUUUGUGCUACAUUAUGAAGAAAAAUGUGAGAAGAUGCGUUUGGCAGAGACUCAUGAAGAUUUUCGUUGUAAACAUAGAAUGGUGCAACCAAAAAUAAGAGAGAGUGAAAUAUUGGAACAAACAGCUAGUGUUUAUACAACUAGUAUUUAUUACUUAUUUGAAGAUGAGUUUCUUUCUAGUUUGAAGGUGCAUCUAGAACAACUUGGUAGUCUUAAUAAACUUCACAAUUAUCGUGCGUUUCAGGAGCGUCACAAAGAGUGCCACAUUAUAGAGUACGACUCCUCAAAUUAUAACGUCACGUGCUCUUGUAAAAUGUUUGAGUCCGCGGGAUGGUUGUGUCGGCAUGCACUUAAGGUUCUCAAUUUGUGGAAUAUCACCGAGAUACCAUCUCAAUAUAUUAUUGAUAGAUGGAAGAAAUGUGCAAAAGAUAGAAAUGUUGUUUUUGACCAAGGUGAGUUAUCCACGCAAAAAAAAACAUCACUAACUGUAGAAAGGAACUUCUUACUUCAACAGGCUUAUCGUGCUAUCAAUUACUUGGUUUUGAGUGAUGAAGGAAAAAAUGUGGCAAAAAGCCAUGUGCAAUCAAUGUGGGAUGAAACUCAAAAACUAAUGGAGGCUUGCAAUCUCAAUAAAAGAAGUGCUGAUUCUAGUUGUGAUCAUACCGCGGAAAGUUGUGUACAGUUUAAUGAUAUGUCCAUAUUGGAUCCUUUACGUGUAAGGGAAAAGGGAAUAACCAAUGCACGGUUAAAAAGCCAUAUGGAAAAGAAAAAACGUAAAAAGGCAGGAGCACCAAAAGCACAAACAAGUGUAAAGCAUUCAGUUAGCACCUUUGGUAGCUCAGACACUACAGUUGGCCAUGUUCAUAUGACGAAUGGUCGUUCAUUUGGUACACCAAUGCAUGCUAAUUUUUACAAUCCAAGUCUUUCCCAUGAGGAUGUCAUCUCAAACAACCCCGGUGAUUGUGAAAGAAGCCGACAAAUGCUAAUAUCUCAAGAGUCGUUAAAUCCUGUUGAUUCCCUAAAAGAUGAUGGUUUAAUUGGUACAACUUUGUAG